Durusdinium trenchii is the source of this 1131-nucleotide messenger RNA. The record is from the annotation of a GenBank genome assembly. NCBI's taxonomy places the organism in Eukaryota, Dinophyceae, Suessiales, Symbiodiniaceae.
AUGCUCCGCCCGUGGUUCCGUUCUGCAAAGCGUUGCUUUGGAACCAGCUAUACAGUGCAUUUGGUUUCCAGCCAAGCACAAGCAGAGCGCCUUUCAAGGGAGCUCUUGUUGAAGCUCCGAAAGAGAUCUCCGAAUGAAUCUUCGAUUGCCAAGAUUGCCUUGGACUGUGAAGGAGUGCGUUUAGGCCGUUUUGGACGUCUCUCUCUGAUGCAGAUGCAAGACGAAGAUGGACAAGUCAUGCUGUGUGACGCUUUGCGGCCUGGUAUUGUGGAAGCCUUUCGACCACUCUUGGAAAGCCCAAGCGUCGUCAAGGUGAUCCACGACUGCCGUGAGGAUAGCUCCGCUUUGUACCAUCAACACGGGAUCGGUCUCCGUGGCAUUUUUGAUACCCAGGUUGCCCAUGCGAGCCUGGAACGGGCGGCUGGAAGAGAGGCCUAUCAAGCCUCAGCCAGUGAACUCCUUCAGAAAUACCUCAACAUCGAUCCGGACGAUUCGGAGCUGAAAUCGUUGAUGCUGGAGGAUCCGCAGCUCUGGGGCCGACGACCCUUGUCCAAAGCCUUGGUGUCCUAUGCCGUCCGAUCCGUAGCGUAUCUGCUGCCGCUGCAUGAGCUGCUUAUGGAGAAGACCAAUGCCGCGCUCCAGGAGGAGAUUGCGGAAGCAUCUGCUCUUGCGGCGGACUACCGUUUCUUGAACCGUGAAUUUCCCACGGCAGAGAGUAUGGCCAAGAUUGGCACCCGGCUUUGGGCCUUAAUGGCCUCGCGGGGCCGCGACAAGCUCCUCCUGAAGCUCAAUGGACGAGUGGGCAUGGUGUGCACUCCAUCGGCAUUGAAACGUUUCAAGGACGUGAAGCUGGGUGACUUGGUCUACUGCUGCGUGAGCGGCGUGAGCAUCGAUGGCCGGUACCUCUACCUGGAUCGCUAUGACCAUGACUGGGACUACUUCGAUCAUCAGCUCCGGCCAUCGAGUCAACCUGAGGUGGGUGCUUAUGGCCGAGAGCACCGUUUCAGCACCUCGAUGUUCUCCCACGACUUGGAUCCCUUGUUCCUUCGAGGUCUGCCAGGACUUGCUGAUCAGGCGGUGGAUGCCUGGGAUGCCAGCGCCGAAGAUGUGGGAAUGGAUCCAGAGGACUGA